Messenger RNA from Uranotaenia lowii, 3517 nucleotides. Its product is annotated as vanin-like protein 2. The record is from RefSeq and is a predicted model, not a curated record. The coding region runs from base 1418 to 3184 and encodes 588 amino acids. Gene Ontology annotation, molecular function: hydrolase activity, acting on carbon-nitrogen (but not peptide) bonds, in linear amides. The transcript has 6 exons. NCBI's taxonomy places the organism in Eukaryota, Metazoa, Arthropoda, Insecta, Diptera, Culicidae.
UUAGCCGGUAUUUAGUAUCUCAUCAACCUUCUUCCCUCAGGGCAGGCAAAAAAGUUUACUUGUCAAUAUAGAACAACAAUCAAUUGUGCAGUCAUCCGGAAGAAGUACCCCGCUUCAAUCUGUUCUAAUGUCUUGUAAGCCUUCGGUAAUGUGGUCGUAAAAACGUUUCAGUGUCCUAUCAACAACCUGCGAUUGAACAACAACAGCAACAAAUAACAACACCACAUGUGAUCGAUCGGUGUUUGACAAUUGGUGAUAACAGAAAAUAUGGUGUGUGAUGAUGGUUUACUCAAAUAUUACUAUCAAAGUGCAAAGAUUGACUCGACUGUCUUCGGGAAGCGUUCGGAACUAUCACAUGUAUGAAGAAAUUGUUGGUACUUUUUCUCAUCAAUCACAGUCUGGACGUAUUCCUAUUUCCAGCCUGAGUAACUCACAUUCGGACUCUUCCAGUGUUACUUUAUGAUGUAUGCAACGAACUUUUGUCGAUAAAAUUAGUCUUGCGGUCUUCCAUUCCAUUCCGUUUUCAUAUGAACUCUACUCUGGUGGUAUUUAAAGCUUAGUUCUUUUAGAAAUGGGACAGUUACGAAUGCCUGUAUCUAAAAAACUAUUUGUUUGAACGAAAUACUUUCUAUGAAGAAAAAGAAGUCGAAUGUUCCGCAAAAUAUAAGAACCGAAACCUACCGGUUGAACUGGACCGCGCCGGACACAAUAACAACACCAACACACCAAAUUGGGCCGACCAGUACUCACAGCUAGCACAGACCCAUCAAGUGAAUUCCGGAGCGGCCACAAGUGCAACUUAUAAUAAACUGAACCGGGAACAGCACACAUCGAAGCAGUAAGAAAAGAAGAAAAAAAAAGAGGAAAACCAUAUCGCUCCUCAGAAAUGCACUCCGAAAAGAUAAGAAUGAGUGAAUGGCGAUGAAAAUUGAAGGAAAGAAAAAAAAUACGCGCUGAAUAAAAUGAUAACGUGAACCGCAACCGCUCCAUUUAGUGUUGUUGUAGCGCGAAUAAACGCAUUUACAAUUCAGAAGAGCCCGGUCGUGUGUUGUGUAUGUGGCGAAGAUCCAAAAAUUUGUACCACUCCAGAAGACCCCAUCAUAAGUGUACGGAAUCAGAAACCAAUUCGGUCGUCCAUUAAUCGGUCGGUGUAAUAUGCGCGGUGGUUCAGCUCCGGCGAUCUCGAAAAAGGGCGGCCGCAUCAAGAACGACGCAGCAGUUAAUAGAUAGCGCGGGCGCGAUUUUCCGGUUACCGUUGGAUUACCUUCAAGGCCGCGAGUGAUUUUUGUGCCGCAAGAUCAUACGCCGGCAUUCGCAACUCUUAAAGGUGGUGGCGGCAAUUUUCGCAAAUUUUUCUACUUCCCAUGAACCUCGCAACUAGCCCUUCAUCGCAGAGAGCUUGCCCCCUGAGCAGAUAAUGAAUAGGAUUGUCUACCUGUAUGGAACGUUACUGUUUGUUCUGAGUCAGAGCGCUUCAUCACGUCAGCUGUUUCGCGGCAGUUUCGAAGAUGACGACACCCAUGAAGCAGCUGAAACGGAUUUCGCAGCACCAGUAUCGACCCGGCAUGUUCCGAGCAGCAAAAGUUCCCACGAUGAUAGUAGCUAUCUGGUAGGGGUGAUUGAGUUCCGGCCGGAGCUGCUGAACAUGGACAUCCGGCAAAGGACCGAGCUGCAUCUGGAGGCUUACGAGCAGCUGAUCCGGUCCGAGGAAGCGCAGAACUUGGACAUCAUAGUCUUCCCGGAGCUGACGCUCAACACCCUCUCGGACCCGGUCUACGUUCCUGAGCCCCCGGAUGCAAUCAUCCCCUGCCGGCCGGACUCCCCGGAACUCCUAUCUCGGGUGUCCUGCCUGGCUGCCGAAACCGGCAAGUACAUUGUGAUAAAUCUGUCCGAGAUCUUCAACUGUGAUUCGACACCGGAAGACGAUCCGCGACCCUGUGGUCCUCACGGGUUCCACCGGUACAACACCGACGUCGUAUUUGACCGCAACGGAGCUGUGAUAGCGCGAUACCGCAAGUUUAACCUGUUCCGGGAGCCGGGCACCAACACGACCCACCUGCCGGAAAUUGUAACCUUCGAGACUGACUUUGGGGUGACGUUUGGGAUUUUCACCUGUUUCGAUCUGCUGUUCGCGCGGCCAGCUCUGGAGCUGGUCAAGAGGGAUGUUACCGAUAUUAUUUUUCCUUCUAUGUGGGUUUCGGAGCCUCCGUUUUUGACUUCGACACAGAUUUUCGAAAGCUGGGCCUAUGCGAACAAUGUGAAUCUGAUUGCUUCGGGAACCAAUUAUGCCCCCGCCGGAAGUACAGGAACAGGAGUUUUUAACGGUCGCAAUGGGGCCGUUUUCUCGUUUGUGACUGGUGAAGCCACCCGGAGAUUGUUUCCGGUGCGAGUUCCCAAGAUUAAGCGUGAUGUCCCGGCUGAGGAGCAGAAAGAAACGGAUACGUUUUCUGGGAGAUUGCACGGGAAAAAGCUCGAGGACAUACGAAUGGGUCGUGAUUUCCUGGAAUAUUUCACAACGAUGCAGAUCAACCCGGAGCGAUAUCAUGACGAAAUCGGACAAAUCAUCUGUAAUGGUGAUUUUUGUUGCGAUUUCAGUGUGAAAUUAACGGUCAUCCCCGAUCGAGAAGUCACUCAUCAUUAUCGGUUUGCCGUUUUCGAUGGGGAUCGCACCUUCCAAGGUUAUGUGGAUGCCCACGUGUCCAUCUGUGGGAUCAUUGCUUGCCGCAACGAGUCUCUCGCCAGUUGUGGACUUCCAUUACACGAGAACUCGAAUUACUUGGAGCUGGAGGAAAUCUUCAUCAAGGGCAGAUUCGACGCUAACGGAACCCUCGCAAUGCCAAAUUCCCUGGAUGACAUGCUACACUCACUCGAUAAGGAUUAUUAUCAGUUCCAUUCAGUUGUCAAUUAUUCAACCAAUCAACAAAACGUUGAGAUGAUUCUCACAAAUCCAGUGGCUAAUCUACAGACAUUUGCCAUCUACGCGUUCAAUCAUAAGAAUUUCGAAUUCUUUAAUCCGAUCGAUCCACCGCAAGAACCGAUGACGGAAAACCCUAGCCCCGAAGACCAGAACGAGGAUGAUGACGGUGGAUGUUCCCCGGUCAAUGUUUCCACUGCACUUGUGAUGGGCUUGUUGCUGCUGGUCAGCACCGUCCUUCCAAUGCGCUGCAGUAGUAUACGACUUUAAUGUUUAAUUUUCAAAAGUUGUUCAAACGACGACGGAUUGUGAACAACUUUUUCUCUUUUUUUGUAUAUAUUGUAUAGUUUCACCUCCAAUGUGCAUGCCAAAAGAUUUCGAUGUAAGUAAAAGUGUAAAUUAUAGUUUGUAUUAGUAGGAACAAAAAAAUCGGCGAGUACUAAGCAGUCAACUUGAAGUUGAUUAUCGUGAAUACAUGUGUAAUGAUUAGUCGAAUCGAAGAAAAACUCAGUUAACAAAUCGAACGUUUAGAUAGUUAUUGAAAUUGUUACCAAAUUUAUAUGAGGAAAAAAAUAAAGCAAUAUUUAGUUUAAAACGACUUUA